GAAAGGGAUUCCAGUCCAAAACUACAACGAUAAAUGGCCCACGCUCGAGAGGUUUGUCGGAGCCACACGAGGCAGCCGCAUCGACGGCAUGUCGGAGCUGAAGAAGUACUUUCAUCGUUUCGGUUAUAUCCCAAUGACACAACCCGAUAAUUUCACCGAUAAAUUCGACGCCAGGUUCGAGUCCGCCGUCGCCCGGUACCAAGCACGGCUAGGCCUCCCAGUCACCCGCAGGCUCGAUGUCGACACCAUAUCUCAGAUACUGUCGCCGCGAUGCGGCGCACCGGACGUCGUCCCGAAACAAAUGCAGGCAGCGUCGUCGUCGUCUUCGUCGAUGCAUUACGUGUACUUUUCCGGGAGGCCCAGGUGGGCCCGCGACUCGCCCAUGACUCUCACGUAUGCGUUCUCUCCGGAGCACACGGUUGGGUACUUGAGCUCGCCGGAGAUUAGAGGCGCCUUCAGGCGGUCUUUCGAGAGGUGGGCGGCGGUUAUUCCGGUGACAUUCUCGGAGACAGAAGAUUACGGGUACGCCGAUAUCAAAAUAGGGUUCUAUAACGGAGAUCACGGCGACGGACAGCCGUUCGAUGGGGUGCUGGGGGUGCUGGCCCACGCGUUCUCGCCGGAGAGCGGGAGGUUCCACCUGGACGCGGCGGAGAGGUGGGCCGUGGACUUCGAGUCGGAGAAGUCAAAGGUGGCCGUGGACUUGGAGUCGGUGGCGACGCACGAAAUUGGGCACGUGCUAGGGUUGUGGCACACGCCGGUGAAAGGGGCGAUUAUGUACCCUAGCUUGAAGCCCAGGACGAGGAAGGUGGAGCUGGCGGUUGAUGACAUUGAAGGGGUGCAGGCUCUGUAUGGAUCAAACCCUAAUUUCAAGCUGGGUUCUUCCAUGGAGUCUGAUCUUUCUUCCAGUCGUGCCGUUGAUUUAAGGAUCAGAUCGUGUCAAUGGGGCGUCGCAUCGAUUCUGCUUUUGAUAUUGCGUAUGUGCAUGUAAUUUUACAUGCAUGGACGUACAAUUUUUAGAAAUUAAGAUUAAUUGUAUUAUAAAUUUGUGGUCAUUUUUUUUUGGUUCAACUUCACGUGCAUUUUGAAAUUUUAAAAUUACGUGUAUAGAGAUAUGAUGUUUAAAACUCAUGCAAAGGAAGUGUGCAGGAAUUCUUAAAUUAAUUAACUUUGUUUACUAAUUAAA
This is a messenger RNA of Malania oleifera, 1183 nucleotides long. Its product is annotated as metalloendoproteinase 4-MMP. Gene Ontology annotation, molecular function: zinc ion binding; metalloendopeptidase activity. Lineage: Eukaryota; Viridiplantae; Streptophyta; Magnoliopsida; Santalales; Ximeniaceae. The record is from RefSeq and is a predicted model, not a curated record. Gene Ontology annotation, biological process: proteolysis; collagen catabolic process; extracellular matrix organization. The transcript has a single exon. Gene Ontology annotation, cellular component: extracellular matrix. The coding region runs from base 89 to 988 and encodes 299 amino acids.